AUGCAGAUCGAUCCGGCUGCUCUGAGUCGGACAGACUCGGCCUCUACUACAAUAGCCUCGUCCAAAAGCACUGCUCCAAAUGCUCCGCCAACGCAGAAGUCUACCAAAGCCCUCAUUUCCGUGCCGCGCCUGGACCUCGAGCCCAUCUACACCGAGCUGAAGGCCGCCAUCGGUGACAAUUGGGCCGACUACAAAGAAGCUACCUCGCUCUUUCUUCUAGAGUCUAUCUAUACUGUUGUUCUCGACAUUCCUGUCUCCUCUUAUCUUCUUAUAAGCCUCGGUCCCACUUUUACCCUGAAUGCGUAUGCUGACGCCGCCCUUCUCUCCCAACGAACAGGACAACUGAACCAGAGCGAAUUGUCGUCGCGAGUCGAUCAUAUAAUAUGCGCCGAUCAAAAAACUGAGCAUCUACAUAACAAUUUCGUAUGCGCGAUUAUCGGCAAUCUUACAAGGGAUCUUCCAGAUCAUGGUGUCGCAAGUUGGGUGUCGGCAAACGACAAGCCGUCCGUCGUGUCAAAGCCGACAUCGGGCGAUGCCGCUGAACAAAGACUCAAGACGGAGGUUAUGCAACUCCCUCCCCGGGAUCGUCGACGAAUCAAAGCUAUCCCCGAGCGUGACCCCCAUGAACUCGCACCCAACGAACUGGAGGAAUAUCAUUUGGCGAAACAGAUCAAGUUGCCAAGUCAAGUACCAGCCAGUGCGGGCGGGUUGAAUAAGACAAACUGGGAACUCGAAAUUCGAAAACGAUAUGCACAGCCUCUGGCGUCAGAGUCCGGCGAAUUCCCGGACGCCGAAUCUAUCCACGCACGUAUGGUUCCCAUUUGCUACGAGGAAUCAAUCGUCAGCGGCGCAAGCCUUCCCUGUGCCGAGUUCAUGGCGAUCGCAACGGAGACUUUUGUCAAGGAAGUUCUAUCCGUGGUAUUCUCGCGGACGAGAUCGAACGGCCCUUCAGGCACAAUCAACGGCAUGAUGAUGCGCAAGUACCGACAGCAGCUCGAAAGUGAGGAACUGGCAUUCACACGAGGAGAGAUCGUCAAGGAUAGCGCGACCGGUCUUCUCCCAGUUGAGGCCAAGGAGGCAAGCACCCGAAAACCCUUGGGCGUGCGAGAUCUCCGAUUAUCCCUGGAACUCGGCGGAGGUGUCCUGAGUCAUAUGCCUCUACUCGUGGAUCAGAUCAUGGGUGGGUAUCUCGAGGAUGAGUUAGAAACAGACAAGCAAGACCGGGUCGAGGAGGUGAUCGAUGUCCCCGACACAAAGCCCGACAGUUACAUGGACGAAAUGGACGUGGAUGAGGCGGAGCUCGACUGGGAAGGUGGGACAGUCACGGAUCGGGAGCAAUUGGGUGCCCUUCUGGAUGAGUGUCUGUCAAUGGCCUCGUGA
Messenger RNA from Aspergillus piperis CBS 112811, 1380 nucleotides. RefSeq names its product TADA1 family protein. Gene Ontology annotation, cellular component: SAGA complex. Lineage: Eukaryota; Fungi; Ascomycota; Eurotiomycetes; Eurotiales; Aspergillaceae. Gene Ontology annotation, molecular function: transcription coactivator activity. Gene Ontology annotation, biological process: regulation of transcription by RNA polymerase II. The transcript is spliced from 4 exons. Bases 1 to 1380 code for a protein of 459 amino acids. The record is from RefSeq and is a predicted model, not a curated record.